Messenger RNA from Dreissena polymorpha, 2381 nucleotides. RefSeq lists its product as uncharacterized. Gene Ontology annotation, biological process: protein phosphorylation. Bases 186 to 2381 code for a protein of 731 amino acids. The record is from RefSeq and is a predicted model, not a curated record. The transcript is spliced from 5 exons. Lineage: Eukaryota; Metazoa; Mollusca; Bivalvia; Myida; Dreissenidae. Gene Ontology annotation, molecular function: protein kinase activity; ATP binding.
AUUUGCAUGUGUACUAAUUGGUACAAUAAAACAAACACUAUCUGGACACCUGACUCUGCUGCACUCAUUAUGUAGAUAAAAGAGACCAGAAUUUGCUAAAACAAUGAAGUGGCCUUAUUGUUUACAAGUCUAUAGUGUUGAGCAGAUGUAUCUUUUAAAACACCUUGGAUAAAAUACCAUUCAAAAUGAGAUCACUUCAUAAGAAAUCACAGCACAGUUAUAAAAACAAUCGCGCUAGGAAAAACAAAGGUGCACUUUUCAAAAAAGGAGUAUUUCCAAACUAUAACUGCAGUCAUGUGCGCUGUGUAGAGAAACAAGAUCAAGAUUCCAUUCCGUUGAAUUUAGACCCUGACCUGGAAAGUGUCGUGCGAUUGGGUGAUUCUGUGGCUAACGAUGUCUUGAAUGCGUGUAACCGUUCUCGAGAUCCACUUGUUCUCCCUUUUAAACUGCGACCACGUCAAACAGUACCACAGCCUGAGAAACAAAGUGCAAAUAUAUCUGACAAUGAGAACAUCAUUGUAAACAUAAGUCAGUUUGGAAACAUUUUCAAGUGCAUAGGGAAUCACAGCUGUGAUCAACCUAGCCUGGAUUACAAUAUCACAGACAGAAAAGGACUAUGUGUGGAUAUUAAGGUGUUAUGCCACAACUGUGACUUUUGCUCAGAUGAAAUUCCAUUAUACACCAGCAUCCCACAGAAGCAUGGCAAGCCACUAGGAGUCCUGAAUGUCAGCUUGCUUCUUCCAGUGCUGUGCUCAAAAUUGGGCAUAUCAGACAUACAGUUACUGCUGGCCUGCCUCAAUAUACAGGCUCCAGACAAGAGGGGCAUGCAGAGGAAGCUGAACACUGUUGCUGACCAAGUGGAAGACAUGGGACGUCAGCAACUAGUGAAAAAUCAGGAAUAUGUGAGGCGUAUUUCAAACCUUGCUGGGUGUUCCGGUGAAACAGAUGUGGAGUUUGAUGUCGCGUAUACAAGCAGACCACAAGCUGGAUGUGACACCGCAACUCAAGUUUUCGCACCUGUAAUUGAGAAAACAACAUCUAAACACCUGCCUGUAGAUCUUCACAUUGGAAAUAAACUUUGCAGCAAACCCAACUGUAAUCAUUUAGACAGAUCUUGCAAAAAGAAUUAUUGUGACGAAACAUCAAUUAAUCAGACAGAGGCAAUAUUUCUUAAAAAAUCUUUGGAAAAUAUCAAAAAUCAAAAUAUUCUAAAAGUUAAGUCUGUGACCACUGAUGGUAGUGCUUCACUUGCCAAAGCUAUGAGGGAGCACAAUGCCAAGGUACAGGAGAAAGUCCAACAUUUCAAGUGCUUUAUUCAUAAUAUGCGAAAUCUACACAAGCACUUGCGUUCCGCAUGCAUAAAGCAGCCAAAGGGAAUGGAUAGGCUCCUGUACUGCAAGAAAUUAGCUACAGCUAUCCGUACCAGAGUACGGCUCGAACUUACCAGACUGAGGAAGCUUCUGCGUGGGGACGAGUUGUACCUUGCCCGGGCUCGAGAAGCAGUCACUAAUGUUCUAGAUUGUUUCUCGGGGUCACACGAUAGCUGCAAGCACAAAUCUGUUGUCUGCACUGCACAUCUGAAAGCACACAGUACAAGGUAUUUGCCAUAUGGCAAGAAUGUUGUGUUGUCAGCAGCAGACAAACAUACAUUGCAGAAGGUCUUGGACAAGUACUGUGGAGUACAACAGCUAAGGGACACUGUGCAACUACACAAUACUAACAGAUGUGAAAACAUGCACAGUAGGCUGUUUUCAUAUGCUCCCAAGAGCAUGGUCUGGAAAACAUCAUUUACAGCUCUAUGCUACUCCGCAAGUCUCGGUGCAAGCGUGGGCCGUGGCUUAUCCUUACUUCAACUUGCUGGGCGCUGUGGCAUUAAUAUCAAGGUUCACCGCAACAAGGACAUGACGAUAUCUCUGAAGCUUGCUGAACCUGGCCUGGCUAUGGAUAUGAAGGUGGCCAUAUACACGGUGUGCGGCACUCCUACCUAUAUGGCCCCAGAAAUCCUCUCAGAGAUUGGUUACGGUCUGGAGGUGGACAUGUGGGCGGUGGGCGUGAUAACGUACAUCCUGCUGUGUGGGUUCCCACCUUUCCGAAGCCCCGACCGCAACCAGACAGAGCUGUUUGAGUUCAUCAAGGCGGGAGAAUACGAGUUCCUCAGUCCCUACUGGGACAACAUCUCUAAGCAUCUCCUGGUUGUGAACAAGAAGCGACGUUACACUGCUAUCGACGUUCUGUGCCAUCCCUGGAUCUUGUGUGGGGGCGACGUAUCGGGUAUGGAUGGGGCGCGCAUUGAGGAGCUAAAAAAGACGUCCCGGAAAGAGCUCGAGACUCAGGCCGCUCUCAAUCUCGAGUCUUAUCAGAAAAUAAAGGAGAAGCUUUAA